This is a messenger RNA of Condylostylus longicornis, 1291 nucleotides long. RefSeq names its product alpha-ketoglutarate-dependent dioxygenase alkB homolog 4. NCBI's taxonomy places the organism in Eukaryota, Metazoa, Arthropoda, Insecta, Diptera, Dolichopodidae. The coding region runs from base 77 to 997 and encodes 306 amino acids. Gene Ontology annotation, molecular function: oxidoreductase activity; demethylase activity. Gene Ontology annotation, biological process: oxidative demethylation. The record is from RefSeq and is a predicted model, not a curated record. The transcript is spliced from 4 exons.
GGUGUAGUUAAAAAAAAAUUUCAACACUUUCUUUAAUAAAAGAAAUCCAAAUCAAAACAACCUUAAAUAAAGAAAAAUGAACCAAAUUCGAUCAUGUGGAUGUAAAGGAUGCCGCACGUGCCUUCUUUGCGAAAAAGAAUACAAUUUAAAUAAAAAAGGAUUUUUUGAACAAUUUCAAGAUUUAAAUCCAUAUAGUUUUUGUCCAAAAUGUAAUAAACUUUAUCCAGGCUGGAAUUGCUUUAAAAUUCUCGAAGAUCAUCCAAAUCAUUCAAAUGAUGGAAUAGAUUUUCCAGGAAUGCUUGUGCAAUUGAAUUUUUUAUCUGUAAACGAAGGAGAAGAAUUAACCAAAUCUCUGGAUGAGUUACCAUGGUGCGAUUCUCAAAGUGGCAGGAGGAAACAAAAUUUUGGUCCAAAAACAAAUUUUAAAAAACGUAAAUUACAAAAUGGAAAUUUUAAUGGAUUUCCAAUAUCAACAAAAUUUUGUCAAGAUAGAUUUAAAGAAAUAGAAUUAUUGAAAGAAUUUCAAACAAUUGAACAAUGUACUCUAGAAUAUAAUCCUGACAAAGGUGCCAGUAUUGAUCCACAUAUUGAUGAUUGCUGGGUAUGGGGAGAGCGUGUAGUUACUGUGAAUUGUUUAGGAGAUAGUGUGUUAACUUUAACAAAAUAUAAUGGUGAUAAUUCAAAAUAUAAUUUGAGAUUAGUUGAAAAUUAUCAAGAUCAAUUAAUAUGUAAUUUGGAUAAGGCAGAAAAGCUAGAUUUAUAUGAAAAUAUGGUUAUAAGAAUACCGAUGCCCAAUUUAUCCUUGAUUGUAAUGUAUGGACCACCAAGAUACCAAUUUGAACAUUGUGUGUUGCGUGAAGAUAUUAAUGAAAGACGUGUUUGUAUAGCAUACCGAGAAUUUACACCAAUGUACUUAGAAAAUGGAAUAGAUUCUGAUAAAGGAAUAACUAUAAUAAAUAAUGCAAAUGAAUUUUGGAAUCAAAUUGAUACUACAUAAAUUCUAGCAUUAUUAUUUAAAUUUACAUUUGUACAUAAUAUUAAAUAUUUAAUAAAUUAUUUAAGUAAAAAAAAUUGUCUAAAUUAAAUUAUUUCGUUACGAAAUUUUAUUGCCUUCUAUUUUUUUCCGAAGUUCUUCCAUAGCUUCUUCGUCCGACUUAGUUUUAUUUGGUUUUGGUGUAAGAAAAUUAAAACCAAUAUGUAAAGCUCCAAUUGCACCUCCAAUCAGCAGCAGGGCUCUUAACUUUGAACUUUGCAUUUUCAUAAAAAAUGUAUACAAGAAUUAGAAUUUACA